Sorex araneus (European shrew) is the source of this 4854-nucleotide messenger RNA. It is a transcript of the gene RHOBTB2, whose product is annotated as Rho related BTB domain containing 2. The transcript has 10 exons. The coding region runs from base 474 to 2654 and encodes 726 amino acids. Lineage: Eukaryota; Metazoa; Chordata; Mammalia; Eulipotyphla; Soricidae. Gene Ontology annotation, biological process: small GTPase-mediated signal transduction. Gene Ontology annotation, molecular function: protein binding; GTPase activity; GTP binding. The record is from RefSeq and is a predicted model, not a curated record.
GUGAAUGAAAAAAAGGAGGUCGCCAGCGGUACCCGGGACUGCAGCGCCUGGGGAGCGGGCCGGGCGCGUAGCGGCGGCGGCCUCGCCCCUCGCCUCGGCCCCUGCGCGCCGCCCGCAGCUCGCCAGCCCGCGGCCCUGCCAGGUCCGAGCGGCCGCGCCUCCAUGACAUUGGGCGCCCGGGAGAUGCUGAUCCGGAAGAGGCAAUGGCUGCAGUGCUGCACGCGCGGAGCGUCCCGGCCCGCGCUCCGGCCUGGGCUGCUCUGCCAGAGUUUCUGAGCUAACGCGACCCGGGCCUGGAGCCGGCGGCAGCGGCAGCAGCGGCAGCGGCAGCAUCGUCCUAUAACUUGCAUCGUCCUGUAACUUGCACGCUCGGAGAGACCCCAGACAUUUCACUAAAAUGAGCGUGCUUAGCAGGAAGCGAUGUGUUCCCUACACUAGAAAUUACCCCGUCACAUGUAGUGGUGUUCCGAUUAAUGGAUUCUGACAUGGAUUAUGAAAGGCCAAACGUAGAGACCAUCAAGUGCGUGGUGGUGGGGGACAACGCUGUGGGCAAGACCAGGCUCAUCUGCGCCCGGGCCUGCAAUGCCACCCUCACCCAGUACCAGCUGCUCGCCACCCAUGUGCCCACGGUGUGGGCCAUCGACCAGUACCGGGUGUGCCAGGAGGUGCUGGAACGAUCUCGUGAUGUGGUAGAUGAUGUCAGUGUCUCCCUCCGCCUCUGGGACACCUUUGGAGACCACCACAAAGACCGUCGCUUUGCUUAUGGGAGGUCAGAUGUGGUGGUUCUGUGCUUCUCCAUUGCCAACCCCAAUUCCCUCCACCAUGUCAAGACCAUGUGGUACCCAGAAAUCAAGCACUUCUGUCCCCGAGCUCCUGUCAUCCUCGUAGGCUGCCAGCUGGACCUGCGCUACGCUGACCUGGAAGCUGUCAAUAGGGCCAGGAGACCCUUGGCUAGGCCCAUCAAGCCGAAUGAGAUCCUCCCCCCUGAGAAGGGCCGGGAGGUGGCCAAGGAGUUGGGUAUCCCCUACUACGAGACCAGCGUGGUGGCCCAGUUUGGCAUCAAGGACGUCUUUGACAAUGCCAUCCGAGCCGCGCUCAUCUCCCGCCGCCACCUGCAGUUCUGGAAGUCCCACCUCCGCAACGUGCAGCGGCCCCUGCUGCAGGCGCCCUUCCUGCCCCCCAAGCCGCCGCCCCCCAUCAUCGUGGUGCCCGCCGCCCCCUCCAGCAGCGAGGAGUGCCCCGCCCACCUCCUGGAGGACCCGCUGUGCGCGGACGUCAUCCUGGUGCUGCAGGAGCGGGUGCGCAUCUUUGCCCACAAGAUCUACCUCUCCACCUCCUCCUCCAAGUUCUACGACCUGUUCCUCAUGGACCUGAGCGAGGGGGAGCUGGGAGGCCCCUCGGGGCCAGGGGGGCCCCGCCCGGAGGACCACCGGGGUCACCCUGAUCACCACCACCAUCACCACCACCACCACGGGCGGGACUUUCUGCUUCGGGCCGCCAGCUUUGACGUGUGUGAGAGCGUGGACGAGGGCGGGGGCUCCGGGCCCGCCGGGCUCCGGGCCUCGACCAGCGACGGCAUCUUACGGGGCAACGGGACAGGGUACCUGCCGGGCCGGGCCCGAGUGCUGUCUUCCUGGAGCCGAGCUUUCGUGAGCAUCCAGGAGGAGAUGGCGGAAGACCCUCUGACCUACAAGUCCCGGCUGAUGGUGGUGGUCAAAAUGGACAGCUCCAUCCAACCAGGGCCUUUCCGGGCUGUUCUGAAGUACCUGUACACGGGCGAGCUGGACGAGAAGGAGCGGGACCUCAUGCACAUCGCACACAUCGCCGAGCUGCUCGAGGUCUUCGACCUGCGCAUGAUGGUGGCCAACAUCCUCAACAACGAGGCCUUCAUGAACCAGGAGAUCACCAAGGCCUUCCACGUCCGCCGGACCAACCGGGUGAAAGAGUGCUUGGCGAAGGGCACCUUCUCAGAUGUCACCUUCAUCCUGGACGACGGUACCAUCAGCGCCCACAAGCCCCUGUUGAUUUCCAGCUGCGACUGGAUGGCUGCCAUGUUUGGAGGGCCGUUUGUGGAGAGUUCCACCCGGGAGGUGGUGUUUCCUUACACGAGCAAGAGCUGCAUGCGGGCCGUGCUCGAGUACCUCUACACGGGCAUGUUCACCUCCAGCCCCGACCUGGAUGACAUGAAGCUCAUCAUCCUGGCCAACCGCCUCUGCCUGCCACACUUGGUUGCCCUCACAGAGCAGUACACAGUGACGGGGCUGAUGGAAGCGACCCAGAUGAUGGUGGACAUCGAUGGGGACGUCCUGGUGUUCCUGGAACUGGCUCAGUUCCACUGUGCGUACCAGCUGGCCGACUGGUGUCUCCACCACAUCUGCACCAACUACAACAACGUGUGCCGCAAAUUCCCCCGAGACAUGAAGGCCAUGUCCCCAGAGAACCAGGAGUAUUUCGAGAAGCACCGGUGGCCACCCGUGUGGUACCUGAAGGAGGAGGACCACUACCAGCGCGCCCGCAAGGAGCGGGAGAAGGAGGACUAUCUGCACCUGAAGCGGCUGCCCAAGCGGCGCUGGCUCUUCUGGAACAACCCCUCGGCGCCCUCCUCCUCUGCUGCCUCCUCAUCGUCCCCCUCGUCCUCCUCGGCUGUGGUCUGAGAGGCCCCCGGCCUGGGACCCCGCUGCUGCUGUCCCCCCGUCACCCCUGCCCCUCCGCUCCUCUGCAUCGCCCUCACCCCUUCCGGGGACGAGGGGGGCCCACGGAACCAGGACCCUGAGGGCAGAGCGGGUCUUGCCAGCCAGGGCGAGAGGGGACGGGGCCCCUGGGACCAGAGAGACCCCCUCAGAGGUCCCCGGUCCCAGAGCCGGGCGGGUGGCCGCUGGCGGUGGCACCGAGCCUCUGGGUUGGGGAGUAGCGGGGGGGCGGGGAGGGGAGCCCCCUCCCCAGACUGAUUCCUGCUCCGCAUGGAGGGGUCAGGGCAGAGAGGAAACCGUUAGAGCUGCCCCCACCCCGCCCUCUGCCCACCCGAGGGCUGCGGGCACCCAGGCCUGAGGAAGCGGGGAGGGGGCCGGGCCUCUCGGUGCCACAGAAAUGCCCCUCACCUCCUGCACCAACUCAGACGGGAGCCCAGGGCGGAGCAGGGGUGCGGGGAGCCGGGCAGCCCCCCAGGCUCCUCCCUGCCGGAGCUUAGCAUGGCUUCUUAGGCGUGGGCUACGAGUAGCAAAAACACAAAACACAAAACCCACACCCCCCAAUCAACAACGCGACCACUGCAGAGACCCCCCUCUCCUCGUCCCGCCCAGGAGGAGACAGGAAGAGCCCCCUCCCCUCCACACCCCCUUGUGGCUCUUGUCUUCGCAAAGCUGCGGGGCUGCCUUGGCGAGGAGAGAGGAAGGGGGGAUUGCCAUCGUGGAUGCCAGCGUCGCCCAUGGGGGCUCGGUCACCCGCUGCCCGGCCUUGCCCGCAGUGCGUGGGAGGGGUGGGGGUGGGUGGGGGCUCUCAGGGACGGGACCCUUGCUUGUGCCCCUUGGAGGGGGGGGCCGGGGUCUGUGGCUGUUGAGUGGGUCAGGAGGGGACGCUGGUCUGGAGAACGGGGUCCCUGCCCUGGGGUUCGGAGGGUGCGGCCUCAGGCAGGCGGGUCUGGGAGGAAAGGAAAUGAGGGAAGCAGGGAGCACCGGCCGGGAGCACGGCCCGGGUUCGUGCUGAGGGAUGAGAAUCAGGUGGGGGGUGGCGCGUGGGGGUUGCAGAUGGGAUCAACUGUGCAACCCCAGCUGGGCGCAGUGGGUCAUAAUGAGCCCUUCCCCCAUUUUUCAACCCAAUCUAUGGUCCAUACCCCCCCUCCCACCACCACCUCUAGAUUGGAGAGACGGAGUCCCUGGGGGUGGGGGUGGGGCGGGGCGGCAGUGAGGUCCCGAGAGCGAGAGCGCAGAGCCCCACUGUCCCCACACCUCAGAAAGCUGCCCCGGGGUGGGGGGGGGCCCACCCCCCAAGCUUGGCUUCAGGACUGGGAUGGAGCCAACCCAGAGACAGGAAAUCUUGGCAACAAUCUAGUGGUGCCGACACCAAGACAGAGAACGUUUUAAGGUGGGGUCCCCAUCAGGAGCUGGGGGGAGGACUCCCGGUAGGUCUAGCUCGAGCUUACCUUAGGGGAAGACCCAGCCAGAAGGGCUGGCUGGGAAGCCGGCUUCCUGCUGCCCCCUGCUGGCCGGUGGCCUCCUCCGGGGCGUGGAUAAGGAAGCCCUGGAGUGGGCAGUGGCUUGGCUCAGCACCCUGGCUGAGCGGCAGGGGGCAGAGUCGGGGGGGGGGGGGGGCACCUGUGUGCUGCAGGUGCCCCAGGGACCCUACAUGGGCAGGGAGCCAGGACCUAGAGACCGAGGGGGAGGGAACGCUGUCCUUGGCGGAGAAGCCUGGCGUGGCUGAUGCAGACAGGCAGACUGGCCACGCAGGACAGGGGCCCCACAACGACCCCGCGCCCGAGGCCGGUUUGCCCCUCAGGGACCCACUGCCCCUUCCCCGAAGACGCUGCCGGAGCCAGCAGACACCAGCUGGGAGCCCAGCUGACUCAGGAGAGGGCAGGAGCCCCCUCCCAGGGGGUCGAAGCACGCUAGAGUGCAGCCCCCCGCCCGCCCCCCAGGAACCUGGCCCUGGGGAAUUCAGAGCUACGGGGUGUGUGUGUGGGGGGGGUCCUGCAGAGCAAGCCCGAGGCCUCCGGGGGACAGGAUGGAGCGAGGCGCCUAGCAGGAACCCCCUGUGCUCACCGGAAGCUGCUGUGGAUGGGAGGAACAAACCACACCUCUUUUUAUAUAAGGUUUCAUAUUUAAUUUGGUCAUGAAUUCAUAAAUACAUGAGUAUUUUGUA